CCCACACUCACCCAUCAUGGCCUCCAGUCCCGAGCGCAGGCUGGUAGGCCAGAAUCUACUAUAUGCCAUCUCUAUAUUCGCAAGCCUUGGUGUCUUUCUUUUCGGCUAUGACCAAGGCGUUAUGUCUGGCCUUAUUACAGGCCCCCACUUUACUCGUUUCUUCCAGCAACCUACCGCACUUGAGACGGGCAGCAUGGUGGCUAUGCUAGAGAUCGGCGCGUUCGUCACGUCGCUGGCUGCGGGUCGCGUCGGUGAUACUAUUGGAAGGAAGGGAACGCUCUUCAUUGGCGCCGUCAUCUUUACGAUUGGAGGUGCUGUGCAGACGUUUACGCCCGGUUUCGUGAUCAUGGUGGUGGGACGUAUCAUCAGCGGAUUCGGUGUCGGCCUACUUUCCACCAUUGUGCCCAUCUACCAGAGCGAAGUCUCCCCUCCGAACCAUCGCGGUGCUCUCGCUUGUGCAGAAUUCAGCGGCAACGUCUUUGGAUACGUGGUCUCUGUCUGGGCCGACUACUUCUGCUCCUUCAUCGACAGCGACAUGUCCUGGCGUGUCCCCCUUUUCAUGCAGUGCGUGAUUGGCGCGCUCUUGGCCGCGGGAUCCCUCGUCAUGCCGGAAAGUCCGAGAUGGCUAAUCGACACCGACAAAGACACUGAGGGUCUCCGCAUCCUCGCCGACCUCCACGACGGCGACAUCCACAAUCCCGACGCCAAAGCCGAAUUUCGCGAAAUCAAAGACAAGGUCUUGAGCGAGCGUGCUCUGGGCGAGGGCCGCUCGUACGCGACGAUGUAUCGCAAGUACAAGCGGAGGGUUCUAUUGGCGAUGUCGUCGCAGGCUUUUGCGCAGUUGAACGGGAUCAAUGUCAUCUCGUACUAUGCUCCCAGGGUAUUCGAAGAGGCCGGCUGGCUCGGCCGUCAAGCCAUCCUCAUGACCGGCAUCAACGCCAUCGUAUACCUUCUUAGCACACUCCCGCCUUGGAUUCUCGUCGACCGGUGGGGCAGGCGGCCCAUCUUGCUAUCCGGAGGUGUCAUCAUGUGCAUCUCCCUCUGCGCCACAGGCUACUGGAUGUAUAUGGACGUCGCGCAGACGCCCAACGCCGUCGUCGCCUGCGUCAUCAUCUUCAACGCUGCCUUUGGGUACAGCUGGGGCCCGAUCCCUUGGCUAUACCCGCCUGAGAUCAUGCCGCUGACUUUCCGCGCGAAGGGCGUGUCGCUGUCGACGGCGACGAAUUGGGCAUUCAACUUCGUCGUGGGCGAGACGACGCCGUACCUGCAAGAAGUCAUCACUUGGCGCGUAUACGUUAUGCAUGGGUUCUUCUGCGCGUGUAGCUGUAUCUUGGUAUAUUUCCUUUACCCCGAAACCAAGGGCGUCCCGCUCGAAGAAAUGGACGCCGUCUUCGGCGAAGCAUCCGACGAGGAGAAUAUCAAGCUGGCCACCACCGAAGCCGCGGAGCCCCUCCUUGCCGCGGAGACGCGCGAGACGGCCUAUCCACCCAUUGCGGGCGCCAAGACAUCGUGGCUAGGCAAGCUCAAUGGCAGGGACACUGCUGCAUACGAGCCGCUCGUGGGCGACGAGGACCUGCGGGAGGCGGAGCAGUACGAGCUCGGGGAGGGGAGGGCCCGUUUGCGGGAGGACUAGGCGCGCUUACCAGCGUGUCGUUGAUCCAGCGACGUGCAGUGGGGCCUAUGGCGGCCUCUCGCAGCGAAAGACAGAGAUGACGGACGCUCCUAGCAUAGUACACUAUAUUCUGCCCCUCUUUUGCACUAAUUUAUUGCAGUGGAAUAUUUAUGACACCGACAUGCGCUAAGACCAGCUGCGAUAGGUAGGGUU
Messenger RNA from Schizophyllum commune H4-8, 1825 nucleotides. RefSeq names its product general substrate transporter. Gene Ontology annotation, cellular component: membrane. Gene Ontology annotation, molecular function: carbohydrate:proton symporter activity. Lineage: Eukaryota; Fungi; Basidiomycota; Agaricomycetes; Agaricales; Schizophyllaceae. The record is from RefSeq and is a predicted model, not a curated record. Gene Ontology annotation, biological process: transmembrane transport; carbohydrate transport. The coding region runs from base 17 to 1633 and encodes 538 amino acids. The transcript has 13 exons.